UCGCCAAUCAAGAAAAUUUCCCAGAGACUACCUUACAGGCAAUACGGAGGAUGUCCACAGAUGAUGAGGACACAGAGACGAUUCCCUUCGAAUCUAAAUUCCUGUGGUUCAAAAAACAUAAAGUGAUGAUUUCUAAUGCAAUAAAGAACCCAUUUCCUUUUCUUGAGGUACUUCGUGACAGAGGUCUCAUCACUGAAAAAAUGUACACAGAUUUUAAAGAUUCCUGUACAAGCCUGGUCCCUGUACAACAAGUGAUCUACAAAGCCUUGGAAGUACUGGAGAAGAGACUUGACCAGCAGGUUCUAAGGGUAUUGUUCUGUGUGGAAAAUAAGGAGGCAUACCCUGAUUUGGAAAGCAUUUUUAAAAGAUUUAAAAAUGUCUUACCACAGGACCAAUUGUGUUUUGAAGAAAAUGAUAGACAGGACCCAAACUUGCAGCUAAAUCUUGAACAAGGACCUGCUCAAGAAAGCCUGACCUGGUCACCCUCAGGUCCAACACAUCCCAUAUUGAACAGUGAGGAUUUUAGACGUCCUGAGCUUCCGGUGACCUGUGGUAAUGCUCGGGGGACUCUGUAUGUGGAGAAAUUUGCGCAAGGCAUCCAUGAGAAGAGUAUACAGAGUGAGAACGGAGAGUGGCUCACUCUCAGGGAGUUUGAAAUCAGAGGAAACCGUGAAAGAUCCAAGAACUGGAGGCAAAGCAUAUAUUGUCAAGGAUGGAACCUGGGAUGCUUAAUAAAGGGAAGAAUUCUACCAGACUCACCUAGGGCAAGGGGACAGAGGGAAAACCGAACAAGCCCAGAGUGA
Microtus oregoni (creeping vole) is the source of this 803-nucleotide messenger RNA. Its product is annotated as nuclear autoantigen Sp-100-like. NCBI's taxonomy places the organism in Eukaryota, Metazoa, Chordata, Mammalia, Rodentia, Cricetidae. Gene Ontology annotation, cellular component: nucleus. The record is from RefSeq and is a predicted model, not a curated record. Gene Ontology annotation, biological process: regulation of transcription by RNA polymerase II. Bases 51 to 803 code for a protein of 250 amino acids. The transcript is spliced from 9 exons. Gene Ontology annotation, molecular function: DNA-binding transcription factor activity, RNA polymerase II-specific; DNA binding.